GCAUACCCUCGAGCCAAGUCUUUAGAAUAUUUGGUUUAUAUGAUUGGAAGCGACAAGUGAACAGGGCUUGAGCCCAAGAUAAGUGAAGGCGUAGCUGGGCUGCCUGGAAGGAACCACUAACCAUCAUCGCGUUGGCAUCUCGUCCCAAGAUCCAGUCAAGGUCGUCUCCCUGCUGUCAUCCUCUCCGACCAGCGCAAGCUCCGUUCCUGGAAGAACUAGAAAGGGUUUCUUUUUGCUGAGCUGAGCAAGCACCUGGGCGGCGGCCCCGGCAGCAAGUAUCCAGCAGAAAUGGCAGAAGCAAUAAUCCUUGCUCUGAGAAAGAUUGGUAGCGCUUUAGCAGAUGAAACUGCCAAGAAAAUGCUGGCCAAAUUGUCUGAAAAGGUUAACAAUCUGAGGGAUCUGAAUGACAAGAUCGAGUCAAUAAGAAUGCAACUGACAGCCAUGAACAAUGUUAUACGUAAGAUUGGCACAGUAUACCUCACUGAUGAAGUCGUCAGGGGAUGGAUUGGGGAAGUGCGCAAGGUGGCCUACCAUGUUGAGGAUGUAAUGGACAUGUACUCCUAUCACACACUUCAAAUGGAGGAAGAAUGGUUCCUGAAGAAGUACUUCAUUAAAGCGUCACAUUAUGUCUUGGUUUUUAGUCAAAUAGCAGAAGAAGUUAUCAAGGUUGAGAAGGAGAUCAAGAAAGUUGUAGAACUCAAAAAUCUGUGGUUCGAGCCUUCGCACCUUGUUGCUGAUCAGCUAAUUGAGAUGGAAAGACAGCGUUCGCACGAUAACUACCCACUACUUUUUAAAGAUGAAGAUCUUGUGGGGAUUGAAGAUAACAGGAGAAGGCUCACCGAAUGGCUAUAUUCUGAUGAGCUUGACAGCACAGUGAUAACAGUAUCAGGCAUGGGUGGACUUGGAAAAACUACCCUUGUAACAAAUGUUUACGAGCGUGAAAAAACCAAUUUUUCUGCUACAGCAUGGAUGGUCGUGUCCCAGACCUACACUAUAGAAGCUCUGCUUAGGAAGUUACUCAUGAAGGUUGGUCGUGAAGAGCAGGUGUCACCUAACAUUGACAAAUUGGAUGUCCAUGAUUUGAAAGAAAACAUAAAGCAAAAGCUCGAUAAUCGCAAAUGUUUGAUUGUAUUGGACGAUGUAUGGGACCAGGAAGUGUACCUUCAAAUGUCUGAUGCAUUCCAAAAUCUUCAAUCUAGUAGCAUCAUCAUCACAACACGGAAGAAUCAUGUGGCUGCUCUUGCUCAGCCAACUCGUCGCCUUGUUGUCCAUCCUCUGAGAAACACUCAGGCAUUUGAUCUCUUCUGCAGAAGGAUUUUUUAUAACAAGGAAGACCAUGCGUGCCCCAGUGACCUUGUGGAGGUUGCUACUAACAUAGUAGACAGGUGCCAGGGAUUGCCACUAGCAAUUGUAUCAAUAGCUUGCUUAUUGUCUUCGAGGACGCAAACAUAUUACAUCUGGAAACAAGUUUACAAUCAGCUUCGGAGUGAGCUAUCAAAAAAUGAUCAUAUCCGGGCAGUUUUGAAUCUGAGCUACCAUGAUCUACCAGGAGACCUAAGAAAUUGCUUCUUGUACUGCAGCCUCUUCCCUGAAGAUUACCCUAUACCACAUGAGAGCCUCGUCAGGCUUUGGGUUGCAGAAGGCUUUGCAUUGAGCAAAGAAAACAACACAGCAGAGGAGGUGGCUGAGGGAAACCUCAUGGAACUUAUCCACCGCAAUAUGCUUGUAGUAGUGGAAAAUGAUGAGCAGGGGAGGGUGAGUACAUGUACAAUGCAUGAUGUUGUGCGAGAUCUUGCCCUUGUUGUUGCAAAAGAGGAGAGGUUUGGCACUGCAAACAACUAUAGAGCAAUGAUACAGGUGGACAAGGAUAAAGAUGUUCGACGCCUAUCAUCUUAUGGAUGGAAAGACAGUACAUCUCUAGAUGUUAGACUUCCACGUCUUCGAACUCUAGUAUCACUUGGAACAAUUUCAUCCUCCCCAAACAUGCUAUUGUCAAUUUUGUCUGAAUCCAGCUACCUUACUGUUCUCGAGCUACAAGAUUCUGAAAUUACCGAAGUGCCAGGGUCUAUAGGGAAUCUGUUUAACCUGCGUUACAUUGGCUUGCGCCGUACAAAGGUCAGAUCACUACCUGAUUCUAUCGAGAAGCUCCUGAACCUCCAGACUCUGGAUAUCAAGCAAACAAAAAUAGAGAAACUUCCACGAGGAAUCUCUAAGGUUAAGAAGCUACGGCACCUUCUAGCUGACAGAUAUGCUGAUGAGAAGCAGUCACAGUUUCGGUACUUCGUUGGGAUGCAAGCGCCUAAAGAUCUGUCGAGCUUGGUAGAACUUCAGACUCUUGAGACUGUGGAAGCCAGCAAGGACUUGGCUGAACAGCUGAAGAAACUGAUGCAGCUAAGGACUCUGUGGAUUGACAAUAUUACUAAUGCUGAUUGUGCAAAUAUUUUUGCCAGCCUAUCAAGUAUGCCACUCCUUUCCAACUUGCUUCUUUCUGCAAAGGAUGAAAAUGAGCCACUUCGCAUUGAGGCUCUCAAGCCUGGGUCCACAGGACUCCACAGGUUGAUUAUCAGAGGGCAAUGGGCGCAGCGAACAUUGCAGUGCCCAAUAUUUCAAGGCCAUGGGAGACACCUCAAGUAUUUAGCUCUAAGCUGGUGCCACCUUUCAGAAGAUCCACUGGAGAUGCUCGCUCCACAUUUGCCAAACCUCACAAAUCUGAGACUCAACAACAUGCGUAGUGCAAGUAUAUUGGUUCUUCCUCCAGGAUCAUUUCACAACCUGAAGUUGCUUGUCCUGAUGCACAUGCCUAAUGUCAAGCAGCUGGUGAUUGGAGAAGGUGCGCUCCAAUGCAUCGAAGGUCUGUACAUUGUGUCACUGGUGGAGCUGGAUAAGGUCCCUCAAGGCAUUGAAUCGCUUCGCUCCCUGAAGAAGCUCUCUCUUGUCAAGCUGCACAGGGACUUCCUGACUGAGUGGAACAACAGCGGAAUGCAUCAGAAGAUGCAACAUGUCCAAGAGAUUCGUGUUUAGACGUGGCAGAUGGGUACCUUCUGCAGCACUAUUCACACCGUCGACAACUCCACAUUUCAAUUUCAUCUAUACUUUUUCUUUUUCUUUUUUUUCAUCUAUACUUGUGGUGACUAGUGCAAUCUAAUCAUUUCCCAACCUGAAGUUGCUUGUCCUGAUGCACAUGCCUAAUGUCAAGCACAAGCAGCUGGUGAUUGGAGAAGGUGCGCUCCAAUGCAUCGAAGUCUGUACAUUGUGUCACUGGUGGAGCUGGAUAAGGUCCCUCAAGGCAUUGAAUCGCUUCGCUCCCUGAAGAAGCUCUCUCUUGUCAAGCUGCACAGGGACUUCCUGACUGAGUGGAACAACAACGGAAUGCAUCAUAAGAUGCAACAUGUCCAAGAGAUUCGUGUUUAGACGUGGCAGAUGGUUCCUUCUGCAGUACUAUUCAAUUUCAACCCUCCCCAAUAAGUACUGUCAUUCACACCGUCGACAGCUCCACAUUUCAAUUUCAUCUAUACUUUUUUUUUCUUUUUUUCAUCUAUACUUGUGGUGACUAGUGCAAUCUAAUCGUGGUUGUCUUGGGGUAGCUGGCCUCAGUUUGUGCUGCCUUUUCAGUUUCCCUCUCUUCUUGAUUUUAUUGUAAGAACAAGUUCCAUUUUAAUUCAACUUCUAUAUUUUGUUAAUAA
Molecule: messenger RNA, 3683 nt
Organism: Zea mays
Lineage: Eukaryota; Viridiplantae; Streptophyta; Magnoliopsida; Poales; Poaceae
Exons: 3
Coding region: 289-3021 (910 amino acids)
Biological process (GO): defense response to other organism
Molecular function (GO): ADP binding
Source: RefSeq, a predicted model, not a curated record